AUGUUUAAGAAGUUUGUUUCUGCGGUUGCUGAUGCAAUUGCUGAUAUUGAUGACAACCGUAAGGCUCAGUAUCAACAAGGAACUCAAAAUCAACCAUUUUCUACUACACCUGGGCAGCAGCAAAGCUACCAGACCAGCAAACUCUACUCCGGACCUGAUACACAACAAAAGAGAUACGAAGGAUACAGUGCACCAGCUAAUGGGCCUGAUUGUAUCGGCCUGCAACCUCUAUUGACAAGAUACCAUCAAUUCUUCGCUCUCAAAGCAGCACCGAACUUUUCCAUUUGCCACAAUUGUUACCUGACAAAAAUCCAACCAAAUCAAGAUUUUCUAUACGAUUUUGAGCCUCACCAUAGUACUGGUCCCCAAGAGGCGUUUGCCUGCGACUUCGUCAUUCCAGCUAUCAGGUCGAUAUUUUUUCAACAGUGCGUCCCAAGAAGAAGCGUGAAACCUCUCAUAGACUAUUCAAAACUGUGUGAAACCCUCACGCCAUGCGAUGGAACCGCCAUCUCUACCCGCGGGAGACCAUACUGGCAAGCCCGAAGGAACAAGAUGAAGAACUUCAUGUCAUGCGAGACAUGUUUUGAGCUUUAUUUCAAGCAUACGCCCUUCGAGCACGAAUUUGAGAAAGUCCCCGACGGAACGCUUGGAGGGACUCAGCAAUGGACUUGUGAUAUGGCAAGGUCAUAUUUCAUUCGUCUCGCUACCGUCAAGCUUGCGAAAUCACGUCCAGAUUUCUCCGAAUUUGCAGAGGACGUAAACACUAGGAUUGCGUUACCUCCAUGCCCUGGAUUAAAUAAGCCCAUAGUCGAGUUCACACCCAAACUGCUUAAUGUUGUAAUGACCGGCGCAAACGGGAACGCGGGCAAUAUCUGUUUAUCGUGCUUUUCGGACUUUUUGGCCGAGACACCCUUGGAAGCAACAGCCUUCGUCGGUGCACGGCUAGCUUCUGAUCAACUCGGAAAAGUUACAUGUGAUUUGGCACCUGGAUACUCUCAAAUGGCCAUGACACAUGCGGUGCAAAAGCGGGAUAUUCAGAUUUGGCUCGAUGCAGUAAGAAUGGGAAGUAAAGUGGGGCAAUGUGCUGGGAAAAGGGGUAUGGAUGAAGCAGAAGUUGCUCGGGAGAGAAGCGCAAAAGGCGAUCUGAUUCAGUGGUAUCAGCUUAACACCUCACCGACAGUUGAGAUAUGCCCGUUCUGUUACUGGACAAAGGCGAAUAUGCUUGGUGCCGGGCAUAUGUAUUCGCCUGUGACACGAAAAUCACCGGGCUACGUGCAUAUCUGUUUUAUGAUGGGGUCAGAUACGCCUGAGACAGCUUCAACAGAUAGCCCAGAUAAUUUCCAAGAUAGUGUUGCAUGGCGCGGACGGAUCCUGUUUAAUGCUUUACGCGCCGGCUAUGAAGCUGGAGAUUGGAAUGCCCUGGCCUCAGCUGGCCAAAUGCUAGCCGCCAAUGCGCCGCCGUGCGGCGGUAAUGUCCGUGGAUUCUCUCGAGAAAGUUGGAGACGGUGGUAUGGCCGAGUCAAUCAAGCCUACGGAAACCAAAGUGAUUGCACAAUCAUAUUCUGUGAAGAAUGCUAUAUGCGUGCCGUAAGCGGGAAACCUUACGCCCAAUUCUUUAGCCAGGACAUAACAGACUAUGCCUUCACGACUGCCGGAGCCAACGGUUUGGUAUACUGCAACACAUACACAAACCGUGCAAGAGGCAUGGUACGCCAAUGUACCGAGACCGGCGAUCUAAUCUCGUUCGCUCGAUGGUGGAAUAUGCGAGAAGAACUACGCAUAAAGAAAGAUUCAUGGAAGCCCAUUAUUGAGAUGCAGCUUCAGAAGCAAAAGCUUGCUGACGCCAAGAAAUUGGCACAGCUCAAAGUUAAGCUUAACGCACAACAAAAUGCUAUGGCGAGGAUGGGAGCUGCAGGCGCUGCAGAACUUGCAGGAGGAGAUACGGGUUGGAGAUAUGGAAACUCUCAGAUUGGAUAUGGACAUUGGACCGCGGGAGCAGCAGAUGCGCAUACGGACUGGAUAAGAGCAAGCAAUCUGCCUUCAGGAUUUGAAAGUUCUUCCAAUUCUGCUAUGGAUACUCAGAGGAUUCUUAUGCAGGCUCGUCAGGACGAACUCAACUUUGCAGCUGUUGAGUAG
Messenger RNA from Talaromyces amestolkiae, 2136 nucleotides. RefSeq lists its product as uncharacterized. The record is from RefSeq and is a predicted model, not a curated record. The transcript is spliced from 2 exons. Bases 1 to 2136 code for a protein of 711 amino acids. NCBI's taxonomy places the organism in Eukaryota, Fungi, Ascomycota, Eurotiomycetes, Eurotiales, Trichocomaceae.